AUGGUCGGGGACCACUACAUUUUUAUCAGCCCAGUUGUAGUCUUUCCGAACCAUAGAGAGGAUCUCUUCGGUAAUCGAACAGAUGUAUCUCGAGACCUCUUCGCACCGAACCUGUAUAGAAGAAGGUUUUUCGACUAUGAAAUCGUUAUUGAUCGAGCAUCACCCGGGGUUGAACAUUUUCAAGGGAGGUUCGGCCACUGGUUCAUCAGCCGUUACGCUCGGAGCAGUCGCCUCGGCCUCAAUGGCCGGCCGCGAAGUAGAAGGAGUUUCUUUUUAGGGAACAGUUUUGGAGAGGUCAUUCUGAUAGAAUUAUUUACCCUAAAAUAUAAGCUAUUGCUGAAUCCAAACCAAAGUGCGCAGGCCCAUUCUGAUUACCUUGCUGCUAUCUCUGAUAUUGCUCAGUCCCUAGAACUUGGAUUCUCCAGCAGUAACAUUGAAAUGAUACCCUUACAACCACCAGUCCAUAAGUACUCUAAUUAUCUAAUGACUUCUCCUCCCUCUAAUUUCUCAUUCAUGGGCAAUCCUAUUGAAGAACCAAAUAUCCCAAUUCUUUCAUCCAUAGAUGAAAUUAUUGCAUCUGCUCAUAGUAACGGAAAUGAGUAUUCAUGUUUACAAAACAGAAAUUCUAUGGAGGCAAUGAGGGAGAUGAUUUUUCGUAUGGCGAUGAUGCAGCCGAUUCACAUUGACCCUCAAUCAGUGAAGCCACCAAAAAGAAAGAAUGUCAAGAUAUCAAAGGAUCCACAGAGUGUAGCGGCGAGGCAUCGGAGGGAAAGAAUAAGUGAAAGGAUUAGGAUUUUGCAAAGACUAGUCCCCGGAGGCACUAAAAUGGACACAGCUUCUAUGUUGGAUGAGGCUGUCCAUUAUGUUAAGUUUCUAAAGAAGCAACUUCAGUCCUUAGAGCAAACAGCGGUUAAUAAUAGGCCUAUGGUUGCUGGAUUUUCAACAACACUCUCACCAGCGCCAAUGAAUUAUAAUUAGGGUGC
Molecule: messenger RNA, 983 nt
Organism: Nicotiana attenuata
Lineage: Eukaryota; Viridiplantae; Streptophyta; Magnoliopsida; Solanales; Solanaceae
Product: transcription factor bHLH66-like
Exons: 3
Coding region: 1-978 (325 amino acids)
Biological process (GO): regulation of DNA-templated transcription
Molecular function (GO): protein dimerization activity; DNA-binding transcription factor activity
Source: RefSeq, a predicted model, not a curated record